Messenger RNA from Colletotrichum chrysophilum, 1338 nucleotides. RefSeq lists its product as uncharacterized. NCBI's taxonomy places the organism in Eukaryota, Fungi, Ascomycota, Sordariomycetes, Glomerellales, Glomerellaceae. Bases 1 to 1338 code for a protein of 445 amino acids. The transcript has 2 exons. The record is from RefSeq and is a predicted model, not a curated record.
AUGGCUUCUACUCCUCCCGCCUCCAGCUCGGCCUCCGACGACGCUGCCCCAGCACCCAGUACCACUUCAAAUUCGAGUAGCAACUACGGCGGCAUCGACCCGGAAGUUGAGUCGAACCUCUAUAUUCUACCAUACGUAUCCGACGAAGGUUUGCGAAGCGAUGUUACGGACCGCCGGAAAACAAUUGGAUCACCUCAGACCGACUAUUACCCGCUUCCAACUGGACUUAAUAACGUGACGCCUGCUGCCCAUGAUCCAAGAUGGUUUCUACCCAAAUACAAGAUCUGGUUCUGCGACCGCGACCUCAUGGGCAAGAUGAUUGUCGUGAGGUACGACCCGCGGAGAGGAUGCAUUGAAGGGUAUCAGCUGCUGGCCAUCAGCAAUCGCACUACAUACCAGCACUGGCCUGCCGAUACAACCGUCAUGAUCCAUGCGUUCGAGCCGAAAGUCAAGCUCCAUUUAGACAAACCGGUACUCCAGUUCUACCCGAAUUACCGAGAGCAGUCGCGCAACUUUUAUGAGGCGAUGAAGAAUCGCUUUGCCGCUGAAGUACCCAUGGUAAUUAACGACCGGUCCGAUGCCAUGUUCAGCAAUUUCCUCCUGGCUCGGCCGCUCGAUGCAGCCACGGCCACUUCGAGAAUGGGAACGCUCUUCCCAUAUGGCAAUGUUUGGCCUCCUCCAGCGAUUCCGGCUCGCCAUCGUGUGGCAGGCGUUGUCUCAGGACUGCACGGUGACGACCUCACGCCAACAGAUCUGCCGACUCGAAGAGCCGAGGCUUCUGACCAAGCCUUCCGCAUCAGACAUUGGAUGGAGAUGGCCGGUGCGCCGGCAGCGGGGCUGUUUGUCGGCGCGGGCCCUGCCGGCCUGAUACGGGCUAUUCAUGCCAAUCUUUCGGCGCGAGGCCUACCAGGAGUGCAUAUCGGCGAGGAGGUUGUCACUUACUCGACGCUGGAUCCCAUCGUCUACACGCCGACACCGCUCAAGCCAUGGCGCGGCAUUUGGGUAGGCGACUACAGCGGUCACGGCUGCGAGUUCUUGUUGAUCAACCAGCCGGACGACGAAGAAGUAUCUGACGAGGAGCUUGGUCUGGUGCGCUCUGCUGAUGAGUCGGACGACGAGUGGACACGCCGACGUACGGAUGCGAGAGUACACCGAGGCCGUUUGGAAGCAAUUAAGCUCACCGGGGACCCUAAUGUGCCCAGGGGAGAGUAUACCUUCGUUGCAGACGACCUCGGCGAGGCAGGCUUUGUAGGGCUAGCCCAGGAACCUCCCUUCCAGGGCACACGAGUUGUGAAGAGCAAGGGACAUGUGGCUGGAACCGGUUUCAUGGAAGGUUAG